AAAUCCACAAAUUUAAAAAGGGUUUAUAAUUACGGCAUCCUUUCAACCUUCAUUGCCAUGCUGAAACAUGUUUAACAGUUAGCAACAUAACCCUUUUGCAUCUUUCACUCACUGGUAGUAGUAUUAUUAGUAGUACUGCUCCUACACUUCUCUCUAUCUAAUUAGCUCUAAUGGAUCCUAGAAUCUCCUUCUCCAAUGACUUUGCAGACACUCAACAGGCCAUCAAGCACGAAUCAAGCUACCGGGAAGCGCCCGUCUCAUCGGAUUUCGAAUUCUCCGUGGACAACUUUGGUAUGAUCUCGGCGGACGAGAUCAUAUUCAAGGGCACAUUGUUGCCCUUAAAGGAUAAUGGUGCCAACAACCAGCUAGGGAAUAAGACUACUACUUUGAGAGAUGAGCUACUUGCUGAUGAUGAGGAUUAUGGGGAUGUGUUGCCAAGAGCAACAAAUAGUUUGAACAGAUGGAAGGAGCGUUUGGGGCUCAAGAGGGCUCAAAUUGUUCAAAAAAAUGGCGAUAGAGGUCAUUCGGUUUUGGAGAGGAUUGCUGAAGAGAGGAGGCCUGUGUUUGUUCAUGAGGCUGUGCUUAUUAGCAAGGAAAGCCAGGAAUUUCUAUUUGGAGGGUUCAAUUGCAGAGAUGAUGGAAUCUGAUGAUAUGGAAAGUUGGUAUUUUUAUGCAAGGAAAAUUAAUUCCUGCUAACUUUUAAGGUAUAUUGAUAUUAGAGAGUGGUUUUUAUGAGGAAUUGUAUGAGUUUUAGGGUUUGGCGCAAUUCCCAGUUCUAUUUUUUUUUUUCUCCAUUUAUUUCUAGACAACAUUUUCAUCCUCUCUCCUCCAAAGAAGUAGAAGAUGAUGAACAAGAAGAAGAAGGUAUAUUUGGCUGUUCCAUUUUGUACAAGUGUAUGCAGUUGAUGGAGAAGUUCUAUGAGUUUUUAUGUAAUUAAAUCUACAGUGUUGAUCUAUCUGAUUGUGGUUUAUUUUGUUUCACA
Malus domestica (apple) is the source of this 983-nucleotide messenger RNA. RefSeq lists its product as uncharacterized. The record is from RefSeq and is a predicted model, not a curated record. NCBI's taxonomy places the organism in Eukaryota, Viridiplantae, Streptophyta, Magnoliopsida, Rosales, Rosaceae.